Corylus avellana is the source of this 969-nucleotide messenger RNA. Its product is annotated as Peroxidase superfamily protein. The record is from RefSeq and is a predicted model, not a curated record. Lineage: Eukaryota; Viridiplantae; Streptophyta; Magnoliopsida; Fagales; Betulaceae. Gene Ontology annotation, molecular function: peroxidase activity; heme binding. Gene Ontology annotation, biological process: hydrogen peroxide catabolic process; response to oxidative stress.
AUGAAGAAGUCUAAUAGCUUUUGUUGUCAUUGUUUGAUUAUGGUUUUCUUUACUUGUUUUCUUCCUGCAAGCUCUCAACUAACUUCAGAUUUUUACAAAACGACAUGUCCAAAUCUUCUUCGUAUUGUCCGGGGAGAGGUGCAAAAAGCUAUCAAGGCUGAAACGCGAAUGGCUGCUUCUUUGCUUCGGCUUCACUUCCAUGAUUGCUUUGUAAAUGGUUGCGAUGCAUCGAUACUUUUGGACGGAAGCGAUGGUGAGAAGUUCGCCUUUCCUAACGUGAACUCGGCUAGAGGAUUUGAAGUUGUGGAUCAAAUCAAAAGCUCAGUGGAGAGUGCAUGCAGUGGUGUUGUAUCUUGUGCUGAUAUACUAGCCAUUGCUGCUCGAGAUUCUGUGCUCUUAAGUGGAGGAAAGACAUGGCCGGUUGUAUUGGGUAGAAGAGAUGGACUAGUGUCGAACCAAACUGGAGCAAACAGUGCGCUUCCUGGUCCAACCGAGACACUAGGCAAUAUCACUGCCAAGUUUGCGAAUGUUGGCCUCAAUAUCACAGAUGUGGUGUCCUUAUCAGGAGGACAUACAAUUGGACAAGCAAGGUGCAUCACCUUCAGCAAUAGGUUGUCUCCUGCAGACAGUACAAUGGAUGCAAGCAUGAUGUCCGAAUUGCAAACUUUGUGCAAUUCGAGUAGUGAUGGAAACAAGACAGCACCCUUUGACAGAAACUCAGUCGAUGCAUUCGACAACCAUUACUUUCAGAACUUGCUCAGUGCGAAGGGGCUUCUUAGUUCCGAUCAAAUUCUGUUCUCUAGUGAUGGGGCCACUACGACAACCAAAAGUUUGGUCCAAAGCUAUAGCAAUAAUUUUGAUCUUUUCAUGGCUGACUUUGCCAAUUCCAUGAUCAAGAUGGGGAAUAUAAGUCCACUCACUGGCUCAAGCGGAGAGAUCCGCAAGAACUGCAGGGUAGUGAAUUCAUAA